Messenger RNA from Papilio xuthus (Asian swallowtail), 936 nucleotides. RefSeq names its product alpha-ketoglutarate-dependent dioxygenase alkB homolog 7, mitochondrial. NCBI's taxonomy places the organism in Eukaryota, Metazoa, Arthropoda, Insecta, Lepidoptera, Papilionidae. The transcript has 5 exons. Gene Ontology annotation, cellular component: mitochondrial matrix. The record is from RefSeq and is a predicted model, not a curated record. The coding region runs from base 79 to 825 and encodes 248 amino acids. Gene Ontology annotation, biological process: fatty acid metabolic process; DNA damage response.
UACAAAACCGAACGUUAAUGUCAAUCUUAUAAAAACUCUAUUUAUUCAGUUUUUAUGUUUAAUUAAAUAAUAUUUACCAUGCGAAUGAUUACUUUUAGUAUACUUCGUCAUUUCAAAUAUAAUUUGGCGUAUAAAAUAUCAAGAAGAUUGAAAAGCGAUACAGUCGAAGUUAAGUCAGACCAUUUAAAAACAACAGGUUCUUCGCCUGAUCCUGAUUAUAUAGAAGUAUUACCAUCAUGGCCGGAAGGAGAAGCAAAUAUGCGCAUAAAAGCCACUAGUUCUAUGAGAAUUUAUCCGAACUUUGUAUCUGAAGAAGAAGAAGCAUCUUUAUUAGCAGAAGUUGAACCGCAACUAAAGAGAUUGAGAUAUGAAUACGAUCAUUGGGAUAAUGCCAUAGAAGGAUAUCGUGAAACGGAACGUGACUCUUGGAACGAACAGAAUGCUGCGGUACUAAAGAGAGUACGUGACAUGGCAUUUCAACCUUAUGCACAGCUCCUGCCGCGCGCGCAUAUACUGGACCUAGCAGCUGCGGGAUAUAUCAGACCUCAUAUUGAUGCCAUCCGGUUUUGUGGGAACACAAUAGCUGGACUUUGUCUUCUAUCAAGUGCAGUGAUGCGGCUGGUUCAUGAAUCACGACCUGAGUUACAGUUAGAUGCAUUGCUUGAACGACGCUGUCUCUAUGUUAUGAGGGACGUGUCUCGCUAUGAGUUCACACAUGCAGUGCUGGGAGGCGAACAUAGUGUAUGGAGAGGGGAGAAGUUGCCGAGGCGCAGGCGCAUCGCUGUUAUAUGCAGGGAAUGUCCUUUGCCAGAACAUCGCGAAUAAAUAUGUAUGUGUAAUCCAAAUAACCUUUUGACUAUGAUUCAGCUGCAACAUAAAUAUGAAAUUUGUUUUAUGUUUUGUACAAAAAUAUACAUUUGUUUUUGGAAUACAUAA